AUGAAGUAUAUUUCUAGAGCUAGAUCAUCAUCCCCAUCUUCUAGCGUCCUCAAACAUACUGAAACGGUUGCCAUGUUGAGAAAUGAUGAUGGUGAUGGGGUUCAUUCGGAAGUACAAAGCCAGCCUGAAGACACGCUUGAAUGGCUUUCCAUGAGUCUAUCUGAGGUACUUGGCGCAAUUAAAAUUAUGGAUAAGUUUGAUAUUCUAGAAGAGAAAAGAGACAAUAACAGCAAGCUCUUUGAAGAUGCUGAGAGUGAAUUGGAAGUUUUUCAAGAACAAAAGAAGAGGUACCUAUAUUCAAAUUUAACCAUAAUAGUACUUACAUGUGAAAGAGAGACAAAGCUUGCCAAUCUCCUCUGUAGUGUUCCUCUCGAUGGUUGUUCUCAGACAUGUAGAGAUGUAGAGAUGACAAAAUCAGCUGAAGCACAUAUAUGCCGUCUAGUUGUAUCACAUUCCUCUUCGGCCACUGUAAGUCAUGUCCAAUGCCAUCAACGUGCCUUGUUGCUCCAAUUGAAGAACAACUUGAUAUUCAACCCUGAAAAAUCUUCAAAGCUAGUUCAUUGGAACCAAAGUGAAUAUGAUUGUUGCAAAUGGCAUGGUGUAACAUGCAAAGAUGGACAUGUUACAGCCCUUGAUCUUAGUCGAGAGUCUAUUUCCGGAGGACUUAACGAUUCAAGUGCCAUUUUCAGCCUGCAAUAUCUGCAGGGUCUGAAUUUGGCUUUUAAUAAGUUUAAUUUUGUGAUUCCUCAAGCGCUGCAUAAACUGCAGAAUUUGAGGUAUCUCAACUUGUCUGAUGCUGGCUUUGAGGGGCAGGUCCCAAAAGAAAUUGCUCACCUUACAAGGUUGGUUACUCUUGAUUUGUCUUCUUUAAUUACUUCACGUCAAAGCCUAAAACUUGAGAAUCCAAAUAUAGAAAUGCUUGUGAAAAACCUUACAGAUAUCACAGAAUUGUAUCUAGACGGUGUAGCAAUAUCUUCCAGCGGAGAUGAAUGGGGUCGUGCUUUAUCUUUAUUGGAGGGUGUUCGUGUUUUGACCAUGUCGUCGUGCAAUCUCUCAGGAGCUAUUGAUUCUUCACUAGCUAAGCUUCAGUCACUCUCUGUUCUAAGAUUAAACAACAACAAAUUGUCAAGCAAAGUGCCUGAUUCCUUUGCAAAUUUAUCCAAUUUAACAAUCCUAGAAAUCAGUAGUUGUGGCUUGAAUGGUUUUUUCCCAAAGGAUAUCUUCCAAAUCCACACAUUAAAGGUCCUUGACAUAUCAGACAAUCAAAAUCUUAGUGGUUCUUUGCCAGACUUCUCACCACUUGCAUCUCUUAAGUACCUAAAUCUUGCCGAUACAAAUUUCUCAGGACCACUACCAAAUACUAUCUCAAAUCUGAAGCACCUGUCGACUAUUGAUCUAUCUCACUGCCAAUUCAAUGGAACACUUCCCAGUUCAAUGUCUGAACUCACCCAAAUUGUUUAUCUAGACUUGUCAUUUAAUAACUUCACAGGCUUACUCCCUUCUUUGAGCAUGUCCAAGAACCUCACAUAUCUAUCCCUCCUUGGAAAUUAUUUAAGUGGAAAUUUACCAUCCAACUAUUUUGAGGGCCUCAUAAAUCUUGUUAGCAUCAAUUUCGGUAUCAAUUCUUUCAACGGUGAUGUGCCAUCAUCUGUUCUUACACUCCCAAGUUUGAGAGAACUGAAGCUUCCCCAUAAUAAGCUUAGUGGUAUCUUGGGUGAAUUUCACAAUGCUUCUUCACCUCUAUUGGAGAUGAUAGAUUUGUCCAAUAAUUAUUUACAAGGCCCUAUUCCAUUAUCUAUCUUUAACCUCCGAACACUUCGUUUCAUUCAACUUUCUUACAACAAGUUUAAUGGGACAGUAAAGUUGGAUGUCAUUAGAAGGUUAAGUAAUUUAACUGUAUUAGGGCUAUCAUAUAACAAUCUUUUGAUUGAUGUCAACUUCAAAGAUGAUCAUAACAUGUCAUCCUUUCCAAAGUUGAGAGUUCUAGAUUUGGAAUCUUGUAAGCUUUUACAAAUUCCUAGUUUCUUGAAAAACCAAUCCACAAUAUUAUCUAUUCACUUGUCUGACAACAACAUUGAAGGACCAAUACCUAAGUGGAUUUGGCAACUUGAAUCUCUCGUUAGCUUGAAUCUUUCCCAUAAUUUUUUGACAGGUUUGGAAGAAAGUUUUUCGAACUUCAGUUCUAACCUUAACACUGUUGAUCUUAGUUCUAACAACCUCCAGGGGCCAAUUCCUUUAAUUCCAAAGUACGCAGCUUAUUUGGACUAUUCAAGCAACAAAUUCAGCUCUAUCCUUCCGCCAGACAUUGGCAAACACCUCCCUUACAUGAUUUUUUUGUUUCUUUCCAACAACAAAUUUCAAGGAAAAAUCCAUGAUUCUUUUUGUAAUGCAUCUAGUCUAAGGCUGCUAGAUCUUUCCCACAAUAACUUUGGUGGCACAAUUCCAAAGUGCUUGCUGCACUGA
Molecule: messenger RNA, 2463 nt
Organism: Medicago truncatula (barrel medic)
Lineage: Eukaryota; Viridiplantae; Streptophyta; Magnoliopsida; Fabales; Fabaceae
Product: receptor-like protein 6
Exons: 4
Coding region: 1-2463 (820 amino acids)
Molecular function (GO): protein binding
Source: RefSeq, a predicted model, not a curated record